This is a messenger RNA of Castor canadensis (American beaver), 4162 nucleotides long. It is a transcript of the gene Efnb2, whose product is annotated as ephrin B2. Gene Ontology annotation, cellular component: plasma membrane. Gene Ontology annotation, biological process: axon guidance; blood vessel morphogenesis; ephrin receptor signaling pathway. Gene Ontology annotation, molecular function: ephrin receptor binding. Lineage: Eukaryota; Metazoa; Chordata; Mammalia; Rodentia; Castoridae. The record is from RefSeq and is a predicted model, not a curated record.
UGAUUGUGCUGCUUUCAAAGUUUAAUUUCUAAACAUAUUUGUCUCAUGAUGAUCUGACUUGUUUUGAAUAAAAGUGUGGAUAUGAAAUGUUGUGCUUUGGGAUUAUUGGCAGUGUCUGGCUUUUUGAUAACGCUUACUAAAAUUGUUGAGUUUUACCAACUCACUUGCUUUUCUUUUAUGCUUUUAGAUUUCUACCUGGACAAGGACUGGUACUAUACCCACAGAUAGGAGACAAAUUGGAUAUUAUUUGCCCCAAAGUGGACUCUAAAACUGUUGGCCAGUAUGAAUAUUAUAAAGUUUAUAUGGUCGAUAAAGACCAAGCAGACAGAUGCACUAUUAAGAAGGAAAAUACACCCUUGCUCAACUGUGCCAGACCAGACCAAGACGUGAAAUUUACCAUCAAGUUCCAAGAAUUCAGCCCGAACCUAUGGGGUCUAGAAUUUCAGAAGAACAAAGAUUACUACAUUAUAUCUACAUCAAAUGGGUCUUUGGAGGGCCUGGAUAACCAGGAGGGAGGGGUGUGCCAGACAAGAGCCAUGAAGAUCCUCAUGAAAGUUGGACAAGAUGCGAGUUCUGCUGGAUCAACCAGGAAUAAUGAUCCAACAAGACGUCCAGAACUGGAAGCUGGUACAAAUGGAAGAAGUUCCACAACAAGUCCCUUUGUAAAACCAAAUCCAGGUUCCAGCACAGACGGCAACAGCGCCGGGCAUUCGGGGAACAAUCUCCUCGGUUCCGAAGUGGCCUUAUUCGCAGGGAUCGCGUCAGGAUGCAUCAUCUUCAUCGUCAUCAUCAUCACGCUGGUGGUACUUCUGCUCAAGUACCGCCGCCGGCACCGCAAGCACUCGCCGCAGCACACGACCACGCUGUCGCUCAGCACGCUGGCCACGCCCAAGCGCAGCGGCAACAACAAUGGCUCGGAGCCCAGUGACAUUAUCAUCCCGCUAAGGACUGCGGACAGCGUGUUCUGCCCGCACUACGAGAAGGUCAGCGGGGACUACGGGCACCCGGUGUACAUCGUGCAGGAGAUGCCCCCGCAGAGCCCCGCCAACAUUUACUACAAGGUCUGAGCCCGCGCGGGCACCUCGCCUCCCCUCGGCGGCCGCCUUGUCGCCUUGUCGCGCCCGGGACUGGCUGAGCCCGGCAGCGGAUGCGGAGCCCGCCUCUUGGAAGGGCCCGGGGCUGGACGGCUUUCUAGUCUGUAGCAUUUCGGCCUUGGUGACCACAGACCUCCCCGGGAGCCGAAGACUGCUAGGAGAUCCCAUUGGGACUGCUGCGCGCCCCGCGCGGCCUCCAAGCCAUGCGCUGCGUCACUCAGGCCUUCGCGGAAGCCCGGGGAGGACACGAUGGUGCGGGACGAAGCCCCGUGGCGCAGGGAGGCUGCACGGCCAAGGCCGGCCUCCGCCUCGGUGUGCCUCCGCUCGCAGGCACUGAACUUGUCACUCGGACCUCGGGCUAAGUAAGGUUUUCAAAGAUCUCUAGCGUUUAGUCCUCACUGUCUCACUCCUUCUGUUACCCAGGGCUCUGCAGCACCUCACCUGCGACCCCUCACCUCCACAUUGUGCAUCACCACGGGACACCGCAGAGUCCCGCCUCCGCCCUUUGCACCCAGAGCUCAGCCUCGCUGGUCAUCAUUCCCAGAACCAGAACCAGGCCUGCUGGCUGCCCAGAAAGGCCAGGCAUCAGCCACUAAACUAAGCGUGGUGGAGGGGGCGGGAAGGGCUGGCUACCAUACAGGGCAAGGCUGCUGCCUGUGGAACAAGUGGGCAAGGGAGAAGGGAACAUUAGGCAGCACAGCACUUGGGUUUGGCGGAGACUGCAGAGGCCUCAGGAGCCACCAGGCGCAGUCCAUGCGGUGUGUGGCGGGGUUACUUUACCAGGAAGCCGUGCAGGGAAGCACCCCUCUCGUGCACAGGAACAAGGGGGGCCUCGAGUGGAGGGAGAAAGCAGGCCGCCGAUGUGCUCGGGCAGGACUGUCGUGGUACUGGCAAUAAGACGUACAGCUCGGGAGCUGUAGGAGAGUCGGUCUGCUUUGGGUGAUGUUUGAAGCAGACUCAGCUGCUAUACUUAUCACAUUUUAUUAAACGCAGGGAAAGCAUUUAGGAGAACAGCAGAGCCAAAUCUGACCUAGAAGUUGAAAAGCCAACGGUCAUACAGGCUGUAAUUCCAUCAGCACUGGCGUUAUUAAAGAGCUCUCAUAUUUAAAAGGUAGGUCAGAUUCCCCAGCUCCCCUAAAUGCCCCUGUCCCCGCCCCCUCCCCAUUGAGCCUUACGACACUUUGGUUUAUGGCGGUGCUGUCUGGGCUGCGAGGCUGCUGGGAGGUACUGACCAGCGCGGCCCGGUGCUCGGUGUCAAAGUGAAGCACAUUUGGCAAACCUCUUAGAGUCCUUAAGACGGAAGUAAAUUAUGAUGUCGAGGGGGAGAAGGAAGCUAGGGCGUAUUUAUAAUAGGUAUAUAGAACACAAGGGAUAUAAAAUGAAAGAUUUUUUUUUACUAAUAUAUAUUCUAAGAUUGCACACAGUACACACCAGAAGAUGUGAAAUUUACUUGUAGCAAUUAAACGUUCCCAGUGCUCAGUGCUUUAAAAAAUAAAAAUCAACAAAUUGGACAGCUACUUCUGGGAAAAACAUCAUCAUUCCAAAAAAUAACAAUAAUCAGAGCAAAUUUAAAAAUAACAAAGCCUUCUGAAGGCAUCUCACAAACUGUAGACUAGGAAAUACAAGCCCCAAAUUCCAGGAAAUGGAUGUGACUGUAUCGUAUGUGUAACAAUGACAAAAUGCUCCCGCACUUACCUUCCGUGCCGGGUUUUCCCUUGCCUUACCGGGCUCAAGUGUUCUCUAGAAUCCAGCAGGUCACACUGAGGGGUUUCACUUGCAGGUUUAGCUGUGGCUCCCUCCUCCUCUCUUCCCCCUCCCCCACCCCCGCCCUUCCAGAAACAGGAAACCUACUUUUUUUAUGUGCUAUGCAAAAUAGACAUCUUUAACAGAGUCCUGUUACUAUGGUAACGCUUUGCUUUCUGAAUUGGGAGGAAAAAAAAAAAAAUGUAGCGACAGCAUUUGAAGGUUCUCAGACCUCCAGUGAGUACCUGCAAAAGUGAGUUGUCACAGAAACUUAUUCCCUACUUCCUGAACCUGAAAAUGGUGUUGGUCCAAAGUGCGUGUGUGUAUGUGUGAGUGGGUGUGUGGUAUACAUGUGUACAUAUAUGUAUAAUAUAUAUCUCCAAUAUAUAUUAUAUAUAUCUAUAUCAUAUUUCUGUGGAGGUUGCCAUGGUGACCGGCCACAGUACAUAUGUAAUUCUUUCCAUCACCCCAACCUCUCCUUUCUGUGCAUUCAUACAAGAUUCUCUUGUAAGCCAUCAAAAGUUACUUGUAGGAUGGGGGAGAGGGGCGAGGAGGGGAGAAAUGGGAAACAGUCCUGAUUUUAAUGAAAUCAAGUAUCUUCAGUUGGCUACAUUUUGGUUAUAUGCUAAACUGUGAAAAAUCAGAUGAGUUGAUGAAGAGUUACCUGCAACCAAUUGAAAAGUGUUUGGUGCGUCUGUUUUGUGUCUGGUGCAGAAAAUGACAAUCUACCAACUGUCCCCUUCUUUGGAGUUGGUUCAGCUUUGGAAAGUUACUGUAAAUGCCUUGCUGUAUUCUCAUCCCUAGUCGCCUGACUUCGGAACUUGCACCAUCAUGUUUAAGUGAAGAUGCUGUAAAUAGGUUCAGAUUUUACUGUCUAUGGAUUUGGGGUGUUACAGUAGCCUUAUUCACCUUUUUAAUAAAAAUACACAUGAAAACAAAACAGAAAUGGUUUUUCUUACCCAGAUUGUGUACAUAGAGCAAUGUUGGUUUUUUAUAAAGUCUAAGCAAGAUGUUUUGUAUAAAAUCUGAAUUUUGCAAUGUAUUUAGCUACAGCUUGUUUAAUGGCAGCGUCACUCCCCUUUGCACUGUAAUGAGGAAAAUGGUAUAAAAGGUUGCCAAAUUGCUGCAUAUUUGUGCCGUAAUUAUGUACCAUGAAUAUUUAUUUAAAAUUUUGUUGUCCAAUUUGUAAGUAACACAGUAUUAUGCUUGAGUUAUAAAUAUUUUUUUCUUCCUUUGUUUUAUUUUAAUAGCCUGUCAUAGGUUUUAAAUCUGCUUUAGUUCCACAUUACAGUUAGCCCCCAGAAAAUGAGAUCCAUGAAGAUACA